AAAAAUCGCAUCUAACCUCUCUCACCUCACCCUCUAAUAAGGAGAACGGAGUGAUUGGAAGUAGAGCAGAGUUGGCGAUUAGAUCCGAGGUAGCCAUGAAAUCUAUAAUCGUUUCUUCUCAAAUCGAUCCAGAGAUCCGGAUUUGAUAGAUCUAAUUGGCUUUUGCUGUCACUUUUAGCUCUUUGAUUUGCUUUCUGGAUCAAAAUUUCAUCUUGCUAGCUCCCCUGUUUCUAAAGGAGAUGGAGAGAGAUCAGGAGUUGAAGCACUGCUGCAGGGUUUGUGGGAAGAGCUUCCCCUGUGGGAGAUCUUUGGGAGGCCACAUGAGGUCUCACUUAGCAUCGAACUCCUGUGCCGAGGUCGAGGCGAGGCUGCAGAGCAGCAGGAGCUCCAUUGGGGUAGGAGCUGGCUAUGACCUGAGGGAGAACCCCAAGAAGACCUGGAGGCUAUCGGGCUCUGGCAGCGACGGCUCCCCGGGGCAUGACAAGCUCUGCAGGAAGUGUGGGAAAGGUUUCCCUUCUUUGAAGUCUCUCUUUGGGCACAUGAGGUGCCAUCCAGAUAAGUCUCACCAUAAUUUGGAGGAGGGGGAGGAGGAAGAGAAAGAAUUGGAGGAGCAGGAGGGCGCAUGGAGUGCAGGAGGCCAAUCUGACAAUGAGGUGAUGAUUCCCAGAAGGAGAAGAAGAUCAAGACGAGUGGCGUUGAUCCCAGCCUCAUCGACUCAGGUGUUGGAGCUUGAGAAGGAGCAGGAGGAUGUGGCACUGAGCCUCAUGAUGCUGUCGAGGGACACCGGGUUUUGGAGCAGCAUUAGCUCGACCGCCGAGUCCGAUAAGAAUUCAGUGGUGUUGAAGAAUUUAGACUCUGAGGGAGAUGAGAUUGGGAAGGGAAAGAAGAGAUCUGAAUUCAUUUCUUUAAGAUAUGGGGAUAGGAGAGAUGGACUAAAGAAGGUGGAAUCUGAUGUUUCUGAUGAUGAUGGUUUUGUUAAGGAUGAUGAGUUCAAGAAGCCAAAGGCCUAUACUUCGGAUACGGAUGAAUUCGAGCAUGCCGAUGAAGCAUCAAGAAAAGGCUCUCUCAAGAAGAAGGAUCUGAGUUGUUGUCUUGCUGAAUUAGGGAGGAAGACGAGAUUCGAUCAGUGGCACUCAGGAACUGGGAAAUAUAGCAAAUCAGGAUCAAGGUCUGAGUUUGGUGCUUCCAAAGCUGAUUUCAGUAAGGUUUCUAUAAAAAGAGGCCGGUAUGAAUGCACUACAUGCAACAAGUUCUUCCCUUCUUACCAAGCUCUCGGAGGUCACCGAGCUAGCCACAAAAGGAUCAAGGUCCUGUUAGUAUCAAGGACUGAAGGCAGUAAUAACAGCUUGGAGACAGAAGCUUCUAUUAAGCCCGCACAGUUGGAAGAAUUGGUGGACAAGAAUGUUGGCAUUGAUACUAGCUCUGAAGCAUCAAAGAAGGUCAAGGACCAUGAAUGCCCAAUCUGUCACAACCUUUUCUCAUCAAGCCAAGCUUUAGGGGGUCACAAGAAGUCCCACUUGGUUGUGAGCUCCGAUGGUGCAGACCUCACUCAUCAGACUAUUGUAAUUCAGCAGCAGCCACCGGGGAUGCCGGAUGUGCUUGAUCUCAACCUCCCAGCUCCCACCGAUGAAGGUUAUAAUAAUACUGAAGGGAAUCUUAAGUUCAGGUCUUGGUGGGUUGGAAGAAAUCACAGGCGCGAGCCACUCUGGGGCCUGAUCUCCAAUUGAUGAAGAAGAUGCAGAGAUUGUAUAUAUUUAUCAGAUACUUGUUGCAGUUUUAUUCAAUUAAUUCUU
Molecule: messenger RNA, 1793 nt
Organism: Elaeis guineensis (African oil palm)
Lineage: Eukaryota; Viridiplantae; Streptophyta; Magnoliopsida; Arecales; Arecaceae
Source: RefSeq, a predicted model, not a curated record